AUGUAUAACGGCAUUGGGCUGCAGACCCCAAGGGGAAGUGGCACAAAUGGAUAUGUACAGCGAAACCUCGGAUACCUCCGCCCGAGGAGGACAGACAUGCCAGGCUUUGGCCAGCUCGGGCAUAAGCCUAUAGACCAGCCUAAGGUGCGACAGGCGGACCCCGCCCUGCUACUUCAUGAGCAGCUUCGCCGUGUGGAGGUGAAGUUGAUGCACGAGAGGGCCAAACUGGAGGAGCAGGGGCUGUCGGCGUCCAGAAUCGACAAGAUGAUCGAUACACUGCGCUCGCAGCUCACACGAGAGGCUCAUGUAGAAAGCCAGCGGCUCGGUUCCCGUAUGGGUACUCAGGAGGGCAUCUUUGGCCGCAGCUUGUUGCAGAUGGAGCCCUCCAUGGAUACUCACGAAGGCGCAGCGUGGAAGCAGCGGCAGCUCGAACAGGUUGCGUCGGCCCUUGGAGUAACCAGCAGCCACGAAGUGGGGGCUGCAUUCAACUGGGAAAAGCAGAAAGAACUUAAGCUGCAGAGGCAAAGAGAAUGGGAAGAGCGAAAGCGGCGCAUGAUAGAAGAGCGAAAGGCAGCUAUCAAAGAGAUGAGAGAGCGGCGUAGGCGGCACAAGGAAGCACAGCGGCCCGCAAAGAAGCACAGAAAGCGCAGCAUCAGUAGUAGCAGUACGAGCAGCAGCAGCAGCAGUAGCAGCAGCAGCAGCAGUAGUAGUAGCAGCGAUAAUAGCAGCAGUGAUAGUAGUAGCAGUGAUAGCGAUGCCAGCGGCAAGAACAAGAUGAAGGAGCUCGUGCAAAAGCGCAUGAAGAAGGAGGAGAUCGUGGACCCUGCAGUGAAGAGAGAGUUGCUGGAGAAGCAGCCUUCGCUUCGCGCUCUGACCGAGCACGCGAGCCGGAUAGCGCAGGAACGUGAAGCGGCGUUAUCCUCUGGAGGUGGUUUGUGUGGGGAGGCCUCUUUUGGUGGGGUAGAGAGGCGGGAGGAGAGUCCUCUGUUGUCUGACGACCAGGAGUCGAGGCUAGAGAGUCGGGUAAAGCGUAGCCGUAGUCAUGAUCAUCCGAGCAGCGAAGGGGAGCACAUGAGGCGCAAUAGCCAGCGGUGGAGACACUCGGGGAACACGGCAGUGCAGGGGGCUGCUGGCGAGCCUUUACAAAGUCGCAAGGGAAGGCGCGAAGAUGAAGACGACGCAGAGGGGAAGCCUUUGAGAGGAGAAAUCUGCCAUGCGCGCGGGGGAAGGGGGCCAGUAGAGGGCAGCCGCGAACGCGAUGCAGCAGACGAACGUUGGCGGAUUCCUGUCCGUGGAAAAGGCUGGGGAGACAGGCAUCGCGAAGUCUCCUCCAGAAGCGGCAGAGGGCGAGAUGAUGGUGAAGAGCAUGGAGGGGAGAGGAGCAGACGAGACGCCAGGCACGGUGAGAAAGUACAGGAGGAAAGCAUUGGCGAGCAGAGGAGGGCUAGGGAGAGAGAGCGCACGCUGGUGGCAGAAGAAAGAAGGCGUCAUCGUGAUCGAGAUGAUGAAGACAGUGGUAGGCGUAACCGUGAUAGAGAUGAUGAAGACAGUGGUAGGCGUAACCGUGAUAGAGAUGAUGAAGACAGUGGUAGGCGUAACCGUGAUAGAGAUGAUGAAGACAGUGGCAGGCGUAACCGUGAUAGAGAUGAUGAAGACAGUGGCAGGCGUAACCGUGAUAGAGAUGAUGAAGACAGUGGCAGGCGUAACCGUGAUCGAAAUGAUGAAGACAGUGGCAGGCGUAACCGUGAUCGAAAUGAUGAAGACAGUGGUAGGCGUAACCGUGAUCGAAAUGAUGAAGACAGUGGCAGGCGUCAUCGCGAUAGAGCCGAUGAGAGGGAGACACGAGAUAGGCGGGAAAGAGACAUGGCUGAAGCAGACAGGAGCCGAGGAAACAUGUACGAGGAGAGGAAUGGUGGAGAACGUGGGAGAUGCUGGACCAGAGAAGAGGAUCGCGAAGGGCGAAGCCAUCAUAAUUCAGAUCGCCGGCGUCCUCAGGAAAGCUCACGCUGGGAGUUGAAACAUCCAGGAGACGCCAAGGAAGCGACUAAGGAGCGGCUUGGCAGCAAGAGACCCUCAGAGCGAGAGAGAGAAGAAACGGCUACUGAAGAGCGAGCAAAUGGGGGUUCGCGUUGA
Cyclospora cayetanensis is the source of this 2133-nucleotide messenger RNA. Its product is annotated as serine/arginine repetitive matrix protein 2. The record is from RefSeq and is a predicted model, not a curated record. The coding region runs from base 1 to 2133 and encodes 710 amino acids. The transcript is spliced from 2 exons. Lineage: Eukaryota; Apicomplexa; Conoidasida; Eucoccidiorida; Eimeriidae.